This is a messenger RNA of Rodentolepis nana, 1677 nucleotides long. The record is from the annotation of a GenBank genome assembly. Lineage: Eukaryota; Metazoa; Platyhelminthes; Cestoda; Cyclophyllidea; Hymenolepididae.
AUGGCUUUUCGAUCAGUGAUCCUGAAAUCUUCCUCUUUUUUUCGACUGAAUCUAAUAUCUGCUUCGCGAGGAUAUACUGCUACAAAUGAGCCUUUGAAGGAUUAUGCCAUUGGAAGUCCUGAACGUGAAAAACUCGAAGCGUCACUUUCAAAAAUGCAAUCGAGUGCCCCUAACCCCGUUCCCGUUUGUAUAGGAGAUCGUGAAAUCCUUACCAAUGAACACCAUGAGCAUGUCUACCCCUUCGAUAAAAAACACGUCUUUGCUGCCAAUCACAUGGGAAGUGAGGCACAAAUAGCAGAAUCCAUUGACUCCUGUUUGAAGUCCCGUGCCUAUUGGUCUCGUACGUCUUUCGAAAAGCGAGCUGACAUUUUUCUCAAAGCUGCGGAUUUGAUUUCCGGGAAGUAUCGAUAUGACUUACUCGCAGCCACAAUGCUUGGACAAGGGAAAACCAUUUUCCAAGCAGAGAUUGAUGCUGCCGCUGAAUUAGCUGACUUCCUACGUUUCAAUAUUAAUUUUGCCUAUAAUGCUAUGGCUUAUAAACCACUGGAUGGGAACGACUGCACGAAUACUCUCCGCUAUCGUCCUACAGAGGGAUUCUGGGCUGCGCUACCACCAUUCAAUUUUACUGCUAUUGCGGGUAAUUUGGCUUCUGCUCCUGUUAUUAUGGGGAAUGUUUGUGUCUGGAAGCCUUCUGACUCCUCAUCUUAUUCGAAUUACCUUAUCUACAAAAUAUUUAGAGAAGCGGGAUUACCCGCCGGUGUCAUCAAUUUUAUUCCCACACCUGGCCCAAGGUUCGGAAAGGUUAUUUGCGGUAAUCCCCACCUCGCUGGAAUAAACUUUACUGGAAGCACAAACACCUAUCGAACCGUUUUGCAGAACAUAGCCGACAACUUGGAACGCUUCAAAACGUAUCCUCGAGCUAUCGGAGAAUGUGGUGGAAAGAACUAUCACUUCGUUCAUUCAAGUGCAAGUCCUGAAAGGGUUGCAUUGGCCACCUUACGAAGUGCCUUCGAAUACACGGGACAGAAAUGCAGCGCUUGCAGUCGACUCUAUGUUCCUCAAUCCUUGUGGCCACAGAUUCGUGAUCAGUUAGUUCAACUACUUAAGGAUGUGAAGAUCGGUUCACCACUAGAAAAGGAGACUUUUACAUCCGCAGUUAUUGACAAGGCUGCCUUCACAAAAAUUGCCGAAUAUAUUGACUAUGCAAACAAGUGUGAGGACAUGAAACUGAUCGCCGGUGGAACCUAUGACGACUCCGUUGGCUACUACAUUCAACCAACUGUUUAUGAGACGAAGGAUCCGAGUAAUAAGAUUAUGAAGGACGAUAUCUUUGGUCCAAUUCUCUGUGUUUAUGUUUACGAGGACAAUGAAGUUGAAAAAACUCUUGACCUCGUUGACGGCACCAGCGACUACGGCUUGACAGGCUCAUUGUUUGCUGAAGAUGAGACUUUCAUUGAGUACUUCAUGGAUAGAAUGAUCGAUACUGUGGGUAAUAUGUACAUCAAUGUACAGUCAACAGGUGCUGUGGUGGGAAAUCAGCCCUUUGGCGGUGCUCGAUUGUCUGGAACAAAUGAUAAGGCUGGAGGACCCCAUUACGUGUUGCGUUUCACCUCACCAUUGUCAAUAAAGAAACAGACAAAACCUUUUGGCUCAUGGAAACAAAUUCAUAUGAAAUGA